Messenger RNA from Paramuricea clavata, 8635 nucleotides. Lineage: Eukaryota; Metazoa; Cnidaria; Anthozoa; Malacalcyonacea; Plexauridae. The record is from the annotation of a GenBank genome assembly.
CGUUUAAAUCCAAUAUGGGCGCCAGUUGACAAGAAGAAAAAUAAUGAAAGUUUAUAAAUAAAAUUUCCUGUUUUGUCUAAGUUCAACUGAACAUUUAAGAUGUUCACUUUGCUCUCUGGAUUAUGGCGUUAUAUGUUUCAGAAAGAGGAAUACUAUAUACUUAUUCUAGGCUUAGACAACGUCGGGAAAACGGUAUGUGACAAAUUGUGUCCUGUUCGCCAGUGUUCGGUCUUCUGCUAUUUGUAUUGUACUUACGUUCAUUGGCUUUGUACUUUUUUUUGUCACUUCUUAGCGAAUUAUGGGCGCGUUGCUUGUGUUCUAUUUUACACAAGAAUUCUCAAUGAAAAUUGUUAAAUUAUGUACGUGUGAAAAAGUUUUCAAUUUGUGACGUUUGAUGUUUAUAAAUAGACCUUUUAAUAAUACCAGUUACUUUUACCCAAUGGCCUUGUUUCCUUGUUCAAAGCUUGCAGUUUGCCUGGCAGUUAGCACUAAUAGUUAAAAUAAGUACAACCAUGAUCUUUUCUGUGUUGGUGCAAUGUACUCAGGUGAAUAUGAUGCUUGUGAUGUUACUCUGAGUGCAUAUCCACACCGAGCAAGCUUGAAAAAUAUGCCUGGCCACGGUGGGAAUCGAACCUACAACCUUUAAUUGGAAUACUAGCCCAAUGCUCUGCCAGUGUAGUAUAACCAUGUAGAAUGCUGUUUUAAUAGUCAUAUAGUGUACAGUACAGUAUAUAGUAUAUGUUAAAACAAGUGUUUAUCCUGUUGUCAUUACACAGAUCGGCUGGUGUUAUGUUAUCAACUGGCCAAAUUAAAACCAAACUUAGCUAGCUGGUUAGGGGCCGCAUCCAUAUUCAUAUAUCAACGUUAUGAGUGGGUGGGUUUUUAUGUGAACUGUGUUUACAACCAUGUAGCAAUAAUUUAAUUUAUGAACUUAAUUUAUAAAACGAUUGAAGGUACAGACAACAGGACUGAGGAGUCCCAAAUUAAGUCCUACCUACACAUUACAUUGACAUUGUAAAACAAUAGAGACAGGUUACAACUUUAACAAAGCUACAAUACAAAAUUACAACACACGAUCAAUGCGUUCCAAACCAUUCUUCUUACACUUUCCAUAGUUGAUAUGAACUAGACAAGGACCGCCCAUAUAUUGCAAUCCUUUCUAAGUCAACUGCCUUAAAAUGAAGAGACCUGGGGCCGGUUGUAUCAAGCCCGUUUACCUUAAACGGUGGAUAAGUCAAAAUUAUAUGACACUCUUUUCUCUCUCGUGAAUCAGUCAACUUAAAUAUUGUGCACUAAAUAUGUAGUUGUAAACAUUAUCGUUCUAUUAAGGUUCAAUACUUUUAGUUUGGUUGUUGAAUGAAUCUAUAGACUUGCUUUCUAUUUGGAGCUUAACCACCGUUUAUGCUAAACGGGCUUGAUACAACCGGCCCCUGAAAUUUGCAAAGAAGGUUUGGAAAAUGAUCAAGUUAGAAAAAAAAAAUUAUACAUAUAGAUGAGUCAACAUUGUGCAGCACAGACAUAGUCACAGAAUACAGUAAACAUCCUAAACAUGCAUGUGCUCCAAGCUGUCCCUGCAUUUUCCAAAGAUAGGAUUUCAAGAAAGUAGACUGCCCGGGUAAUGCUGCAGUGUGCAGUAUAUUGUGCCAAGAAAGUUUCCAAGUUACCUCCACACGAUAUCAGGAAAUUGAGUUUACUUACACCUUUUCAACUUUUGGUAAUACAGUAUUUUGUCCCAAUGAACCUUAAUUUUUCAAUGUUAUUUAAUAGGAACUCCUCAAUAACAUAACAGUGAAACGUCGUGAUAAUUUUUAGUGAAUUCUCAAUAACUGCAAAUACUGAACUUUUGUGCGCAAUUCCAAGGUCGCCAGUUUGAUUUUGAUUUCAUAAGGUUUGCGUAAUUUUUGCCCUAAAAGUGACGUAAUUGCAUGCAAAAAUUAUAUUCUAGAGGAAAUGGAAAUGACAUUAUGAAAUGACAAUGCAUCAAAUUAAACCAGAACAGGUCAACAGGAAACUCUGAUACCUAGGAAUGAAGUUCUGUAGGUAGUAAGUUACUAAGUUUUUGCAUGUGUGCAUCUUGCAGUUAUUAUAGUUAAUACAGAUUUAUAGAUUCUUUUCGAACUGAUUUCUGUUUUUGUUAGUCAAAAAAAGAUAUGAAUAUAAAAUGAAGUGAACUAAAAACGUACUUAUCUAUUUAUUUAUUUAUUUAGCUUUGCUAACUAGGCAGGGUCACCACAACAGCAUAUGCCAAUUACUGUGGGCCCUUUUAUCUAACCCACCAGGGUCCCACCCUCUCAACUUUUUUUUUACUUGUUGAGUUUGUUUUGUAUUUAUUCAUUUUGUGUUCAGGUUAGUUGUCUUCGAUUAAUUGCCUUAUCAUUUUCUUGAAAUACUUUCCAAAACUCUGUUAAUAUUCUAUAAAAGGUGCUGUAGACUGUUUUCAGACAUUUUGCAAAUGUUCCGGACUUUGUACUUUGCCUUUAAAAAAAUUUCUGGACCUAACAUAAUUUAAUCAAUAAAAAUCAUUUUUUGGAAGUCUACAUGUGAGACCUGGAGUUCAGCCCCAUAUAUGUAAACUGUGAGACUCUAAAGCAGCUCUAAAGAGUCUAUAACUUAUAGUCUAUAUAAUGGUUAAAUAAUAAUAAUAAUGUUUGAUAAUCAUUGCCUGUAAUUAAUUGCCAUUUACGGCCGACUGCAGUGGCGAGAAUUCACUUUUUGCGAUGAGGGGGGUGGCAAAGCCUCCUAAAUUUCCGACAAAACUUUCAAAUUUCCCACAAGCCCCCAUUUUCAGUGGUGUAGCCAGCCGGACGAUUUAUUCCCACUAUGCAAAUUCAAAAUUAUUAUCAUUUCUUUAGAAAUUGAUUGUUUUCACAGUCAGUGAACACGAAAAUAUUUGCAUAGCGGGACUAAAUUGUCGGGCUGUCUACGCUACUGCCAAUUUUCACUUGAAAAGACCGUUUUUAGCCCUCUUUUAGGUCAAAAUUUCCGAAAAUUCAUCAAUUUUCCGUGAAGGUGGGCCCCCCACCCCACCAAGAUUUCCACCACUGGCCGACUGUGUGUUAUUUACUUCUAAUUAACAUAAUUUUUUUAGACUCUUUUGGAACAAAUUAAAAGAAAGUUUAACAGUGACUAUCGAGGGAUUCCUUUUGAGAAAAUUACCAAUACAGUUGGAUUAAAUAGUAUGUAUUAAUGCAUUGAACAAUUUUAUUAUAAAUAGAACAAUAUAGCAGCCCACCAUAUGACUUUCAAACAAGACAUAACAGAAAACAAUAAUAUUUAUUUGCCAACAUUUUAUUGUAUGUUAAAUACCGUAGAUUUUAUACAUUGCUCUGAAGAUGUUGUAAUAUAUAUAGACAACUGGGCUGGCUGCAACUAAUUAUUUUGUUUGGAACAACAAAUGUUCGGUGAAGACAAAAGUCUGGCCAAGACAAAAGUCCGGUCAGACAUUUAUCAAUUUUUCUUAGACAGUGGAUGAAGAAAAUUUUUCAUAUCUUUUUGAAAUUAGUGUGAUGUGCUUCAGCUGGCAUGUUAGUCUAGUACUAUACUGAGCAUAUAUCUACCAGUCUUAAUGUGUCAGUAAUUAAUCAUGGUUUAGGUUGAGGGUGGGAAAGGGUAUUUUCGUGAGCCGUGAAUGGUCAAUAUUUGUUCGCGUGAAAUGUGAAAUGCUUGAUUUUAGUGGCGUGAAAUGUGAUUUGUUCUACAGCUGUGAGGCGUGAUUGUUGAUAAAAAUGCUCCGUGGAAUGAAAAUUAAGGAUGUCUGUUUCGUGAACUGCGAUUUUGCUUUGUUUAUUUCGAUCUAUUUUUAAUAGACAUGAUACGCGAUAAUCAAUUUAUAUGAUCUCACUCGAUUGCACAAGAGUAAAAACUUCGGAGGCCUUUCGGAGGUUGUCGGACAUACUGCGAUUUGCAGUUGAGCUUAUAGAGACAGGACCGCGCAGUUUGAUCGUUGAAACGCACAAGUUACCAAGGGCAAAUUCAAAUGUUGUCAAGCGGAAAUGUGAAUGUUGUCAUGGGAAAUUUAGGCACUUUCGGCUUUUUGGCCAAUCAUAGUGAAGAAGGCGUUACCCCGAGCACAGAAAUUAUAUAUUUGAUUUGGGGCAACACCUUCUUCACUGCAAAUCGCAGUGCUCGUCACUCAAACUUCUAAGUUAUGAUGUAGUUUUUAACUGACAGGUUGUACCAUGCAUUAAACAUACUCUUUAUAAUAAACCUAUUAUUAUAUUAUUUUAUUAGAAUCUAGUUUUCCGUGAAAUUGCUUUUUUAAGACAUGUGAAUCGUGAAACGGCUUUUUUUUCGUUGUGAAACGUGAUCCAUACCCCCCCCCCCUUUCCCACCCUCUAGGUUAAAUCUUUUGUGAAAGCAGCCAGAAAUGAUGGGGGAUUGUUGUUUAUAUUGCUUUGAUUUUAUUAAUAAAUUGUGUUAACAAUCAACUUUUUAGACUUAAUAUUCGAUUGUACGUAUGUACAAUAGGUUUCAGAAUCAGAAUGUAUGCUGAGUAUGGAAAUGUUAAACCCGUCUUCAGAGAUGUGAGAAACUAGUUUCAUAUUACUCUUGACACUGCAGAAUACACUGACAAACUUGUUGUCUUGAACAUGAUCGGGGCGAAAUUCCUAGGAAAUUUGCUCCCCUUUAGGAAAUUCGCCCCCCUCCCCCCCGUUUAGAAACUUCAUCUUUCCUUGCUACGAGCUACGAAUCCUCGUUGACUUGAUAGGUCAAUGGGUAGAGCGGCCUGCUCGAGCCAACAAAUGUUUCGUUGUACUCUGUAGUGUCAGAAUAGAUGUAAAAAUAGAGAUGUUAAAUGAGGUCACACCACAUAUUUUCAUCCUUCCAGUUUUUUGUUCAUGUGGAUCGCUAGUUUGUGGUUUAAAAAAUUCAAUCUUUUCCAAUUUAGUCGGUAAGAUUGAAGUUUCUGGAGUAAGAUUAUUAUUUUGGGAUUUGGGAGGACAUGAAGACCUCCAGUCUCUUUGGGAUAAGGUGUGUAUAUACAUGUACUUCCUUUUGUGUAGAGUAUUACCUAAACCAUGGUUCCUCAUGUCCGAAAAAAUGUGUCCUGUUUUUAUGUCCAAAUAUUCGGGAAGAAUGCAACUACAUUCCUAUAUGCGUAUUACUGCUAAAAUGUCAAACUAUUAAAUUAUUAGCUAUACUAACGAUUGGCGACCAAUCAGAUAUUCCCAAGGAUGUUGAUUUCAUGACGUUGCGAAAGUAGUCGUAUUCCUGAAUGUUUUAAUGCAGAAACAUAUGACACUUUUUUGACAGAGAAGAAGUAUUCAUGAUUUUUACCUCCACCAGAAAGUCCUGGUUUCAUCUACGUUUGUAUGCAUGCAUCUGAUGCAUGUGUGUUCCUGUCUCUGUGUGUAUGUCUGUCAGGCAUGUACUAAAAGGCGAAACGUCGAAACGAAACGACCGAAACGAAACGGCCGAAACCAUCGAAACCACCGAAACGACCGAAACGAAACGACCGAAACGAAACAACCGAAACGAAACGACCGAAACGAAAUGACCGAAACGAAACGGCCGAUAAUAUAAAUUACAGGAAAAAUGGAAAAUAUUAAAAUAUGAAAUUUACGGGAAAUUUUAUUGAAAUUUUAAGAGAAUUGGGCUGUGGAAGCACUGGUUUUGGCGCCAAAAAUUGGCGCUAUUCUCACUUCUCAGUGGCGCCAUUGUUCUACACCAUAGACAAUUCUACUGAUGAAAGCAAAUAUGGAGACGAGGGAACUCGAGGAACAGGUACGCAUUUAAAGUUUAAUUAAUACAGUAAAUAUCUAUCCAUAUAUAAAACUAGUAUGCAUACAGACGAGAAUUUGGCAUAUUGAAGUGCAAAUACAACAGGCUUAACCCUUGUUUCAGGUUGUCUAAGGCCAGGUUUAGACGUCGAAGGCCAGGUUUAGACUGUAAUGCAAAUGAAGUGAAACAAAGAACUUAGCUCAUUAACAUUAGCCGAUUAGGUUCGGCGCAUGAAAUGUUCGACGUCACAACCUGAAACAAGGGUUAAACAAGUGUUCAUGGCUUCAUGCACGAUAUAAAAGCAUGUGAACAUAACUUGUGCCUGUUGUAUUUGCACUUCAAUAUGCCAAAUUCUCGUCUGUAUGCAUACUAGUUUUAUAUAUGGAUAGAUAUUUACUGUAUUAAUUAAACUUUAAAUGCGUACCUGUUCCUCGAGUUCCCUCGUCUCCAUAUUUGCUUUCAUCAGUAGAAUUGUCUAUGGUGUAGAACAAUGGCGCCACUGAGAAGUGAGAAUAGCGCCAAUUUUUGGCGCCAAAACCAGUGCUUCCACAGCCCAGUUCUCUUAAAAUUUCAAUGAAAUUUCCCGUAAAUUUCAUAUUUUAAUAUUUUCCAUUUUUCCUGUAAUUUAUAUUAUCGGCCGUUUCGUUUCGGUCAUUUCGUUUCGGCCGUUUCGUUUCGGUCGUUUCGUUUCGGUUGUUUCGUUUCGGUCGUUUCGUUUCGGUCGUUUCGGUGGUUUCGAUGGUUUCGGCCGUUUCGUUUCGGUCGUUUCGUUUCGACGUUUCGCCUUUUAGUACAUGCCCUGUCUGUCCGCAUGAUAACUUAAAAAAUAUGAAACGUAUUGAUACGCAAAUUUUGUAGACUGGGGCAGAGUAAACUGAAUGCAUAGUAGUUAGCCCAUUGUAUAUGACUGCCAAACAUGGUGGCUUAACUCUAUUCUAACUCUUAAUCUAUUGCACCCUAGUGUGCCCAACUUAUUGUUUUACUCUGUCUAAUGCCAGACCAUUUUACACGUCAAGGGGAGAGUGCUGGCACUCGACGUAUUAAGUAUAUGAGUGGAUAUCACAAUGAAAAACUGAAUUGUGUUUCUUGUUUGUCCUUGUUUUAUGACUAUUAUGUAGUAUUAUGAAGAGUGUCAUGGUCUUAUAUACAUUGUUGACUCAGUUGACAAACAAAGGCUUGAUGUAGCCUCUGCAGUGUUUAGUAAGUAUUUGUGUUUGUACGUGUGCACAGUACGGAUUAUAGAGGAAAAAUCUAUUCGCAAAAUUGUCCUCAUGAAAAUUAAAAAACUGACAAACCAGUGUCCAUUUCGAUGCGAAUUUUGUGAAUAUAUCGAUAGAAUUUCAGCCAUAUUCUUCUUUUUGCACAUCCUACAGUACAGUAGUGCAAAAAUAAAAUGAGGACAGGGGCUGGUUGUACCAUGAACGCUGAACCAUGAACCACGGAUAAAGGUCCAGACACAUCGGUCGUGAUUCGGCAACGCGACGCGAUUUUUUAGUUUUUGAAAGUUAAUAAAACAACCAAUGAAAGAUAUGUAGACCAAAUAACUCAAAAUGUUAUAGCGCUGCUAAAUAUUUUGAAAAUUGAAACUAGGAUCAAAGUUAUCGGUCAGCGAAAAUCGAAAAAUCGCGUCCGGUGUGUCUGGACCUAAACACAACUGAUUUCAAGCGCCAUGUUUUUUUACUAUGCCCACGAGAUAAGUGCCCAUACAGCACAGCCUCGGUAUUUUUCUGUAUGGCCAAUUUUGACAUCCUAGCUAAAAGCCUGUUGUCGGUUGAUCAGUAUGUUAGUAGGUUUCCCAUAAUAACCAUGGUGGAUCAUUGGGGAAAAUAUUUAAUAGGAUAUAAUUUUUAUUUUCUAUUCUGCCAGGUCAUGUCUUGCAAAGUUCUGAUCUUCAAAAUGUUCCACUAUUGGUCUUAUUUAAUAAGCAAGAUUCCCAGGUAUAGAUAGGUUCACGUUUGUAAUAUCCCAUUGCUCUUUCAACUUAUAAGCUGCCAUAGUCUGUGUCUGAACUACCUAAAAAAGAUAUUAACGUGCAUGGUGAUCCAGUGUAGGUAGUAGUAUUCUACAAUAAGCGGCCGUGGUUUGUGUCUGAACUACCUGAACAAGAUGUCUCAAACGUGUGGAUUCUGUGUGGGUGGUAUUCUGCAAUAACGUGGACUUCAAUGAUCAGGUUUCUUGCACUUCACUUGGUGGUAUUAAUAUUAGAAUGCUGUUGUUAGGGUUUGUAAUCUAAGUGAGUAUAUAUACAUUUUAAGACCUGACCAGGAACGACUGCGAAAAAUGCAGCACAAGGUACUGUAAUAUUAAUACCACCAAGUGAAGCGCAAGAAACCUGAUCAUUGAAGUUCACCUUAUCACAACCCGCACACCCGAUCACCUAUAUAUACAUGAAUUUACGGUUACAGCUCAACAGCUGGCCUCUGUAGCUCAGUUGGUUAGAGCGCUGCACCGGAAUCGCAGGGCCGUAGGUUCAAUUCCUACCAGAGGACCUUGUGCUGCAUUUUCGCAGUCGUUCCUGGUCAGGUCUUAAACUCACUUGGAUUACAAACCCUAACAACAGCAUUUUAAUUUCUGCAAUAAGCUGUCGUGGAUUGUAUCUGUGAACUACCUGAAAAAUAUAUAUCAAAUGUUGUUGUCCAGUGUAGGUAAUGUUCUACAAUAACCUGCCGUGGUUUGCGUCUGAACUACCUGAAAAAGUUUUAAUUGUCAAUGUUUCGAGCAAAAGCCCUUCGUCAAGACAUUAGUAACCAAAUUUAUCUCUGUGUGACAAAUUUUUAACACCAUGAUUUAUCAUCCAUAUUUCUAGAAUGCAUUGUCAGUGGAAGAUAUUAAGGAUGCAUUUAAAGAUGUCACACCAUACAUAGGGCGCCGAGAUUGUACAGUACAACCUGUUUCUGCUUUGGAAGGGUAAGGU